Molecule: messenger RNA, 846 nt
Organism: Prorocentrum cordatum
Lineage: Eukaryota; Dinophyceae; Prorocentrales; Prorocentraceae
Source: the annotation of a GenBank genome assembly
AUGGCCUUCGCCUUCGGGUUCAAGUACGUCACCACGCACCCCAACUCGGGCUUCCAGCAGCAGUACCUCUCCCGCAUGGACCUCGACCACUUCAGCCUCGGGGUCAUGGGCCUGGAGGCGCUGUUCGUGCUGUGCGGCCAGCAGGCGGGCGACGCGGAGGGCCUGCGCGAGGCGCGCGACGCCUGGGCGGUGUUCUGGGCGAUCGUGGUGAAGCUGUUCCAGACGUUCCACACCCAGGAGGGGGGCGACGGAGGCGCGGGCGCUGCUGGCGCAGGCGCACGACGGCGCAGUCGGCGAGCUGGUCGCCUCCUUGCGCCGGCUGCGGCAGGCCUUGCGCGCGGCCGCGGCGCGACCCGCGAACGGCCGCUGGUCGGCGCUGCUGCUGGUGCUCGCCGACCUCGUGGACGAGAACGGCUGCACCUCGUGGGCGGACGUGUCCGCGCUCCUCUCGGAGGAGGCGGCGCCGGGCCCCAACUGAGAGGCAGUAGGCGCCGCUCCGCGCUGCGGCACGGCGCCUCUCGCGCGAGGCUGGGGUUAAUUAAGCCGGGGCUCGAUGGGUGGUUGGGGGCGCGGACGCGGGCCGCGGCGUCGGGCCGCUGUCGUGCUCCGGCGGGGCAUCGCUUCUGGGCGGCACCUUUUUGCUGCUCGCCCGGGGCCCCCCGCCAGGAGCGCCGCCCUCCGCGGAAGGCCAGUCGAGGCAACGUGAGAGCCUCGCCGGGCCUCGGGUCCUCCCGCCUCCCCCGCGGCUUGCCCCCUGUUCCCCGGUAUUGUUAUGUUUUUGCUCCCCCUUCUCGCUUCCACAUGCGACGGUGCAGCGUUGCUCGGAUUAAUCUAGGUGCGCACUGA